Condylura cristata (star-nosed mole) is the source of this 1694-nucleotide messenger RNA. It is a transcript of the gene LPAR2, whose product is annotated as lysophosphatidic acid receptor 2. The coding region runs from base 86 to 1141 and encodes 351 amino acids. Gene Ontology annotation, biological process: G protein-coupled receptor signaling pathway. Gene Ontology annotation, molecular function: lysophosphatidic acid receptor activity. Gene Ontology annotation, cellular component: membrane. NCBI's taxonomy places the organism in Eukaryota, Metazoa, Chordata, Mammalia, Eulipotyphla, Talpidae. The record is from RefSeq and is a predicted model, not a curated record. The transcript is spliced from 3 exons.
CACGGCGCGAGGUCCCGACGAGAAUUCGCGGGCUGCGGGCUGCGAGUGACUCAGCCUGGAAGGCCCGAAACCCCGGACGUGUGAGAUGGCCUCCAUGGGCCAGUGCUACCACAACCAGACCAUUGGCUUCUUCUACAACAACAGCGGCAAGGAACUCAGCCCCCACUGGCGGCCCAAGGAUAUGGUGGUGGUGGCACUGGGGCUGACUGUCAGCAUGCUGGUGCUGCUAACCAACCUGUUAGUCAUCGCGGCCAUCGCCUCAAACCGUCGCUUCCACCAGCCCAUUUACUAUCUGCUUGGCAACCUAGCUGCAGCCGACCUCUUUGCUGGAGUGGCCUACCUCUUUCUCAUGUUCCACACAGGUCCACGCACAGCCCGGCUCUCCAUUGAGAGCUGGUUCCUGAGGCAGGGCCUGCUAGACGCGAGCCUGACCGCGUCCGUGGCCACACUGCUGGCCAUUGCCGUGGAGCGGCACCGCAGCGUGAUGGCCGUGCAGCUGCAUAACCGCCUGCCCCGUGGCAGGGUCGUCAUGCUGAUCGUGGGCGUGUGGGUGGCUGCCCUGGGCCUGGGACUGCUGCCUGCCCGCUUCUGGCACUGCCUCUGUGCCCUAGAACGCUGCUCACGCAUGGCCCCACUGCUCAGCCGCUCCUACCUGACCGUCUGGGCUCUGUCCAGCCUACUUGUCUUCCUGCUCAUGGUGGCUGUCUACACCCGCAUUUUCUUAUAUGUGCGGCGGCGGGUUCGGCGCAUGUCGGAGCACGUCAGCUGCCAUCCCCGCUACCGGGAGACCACACUCAGCCUGGUCAAGACUGUUGUCAUCAUCCUGGGGGCAUUCGUGGUCUGCUGGACCCCAGCCCAGGUGGUGCUCCUCCUAGAUGGUCUGGGCUGCGAGUCCUGCAACGUCCUGGCCGUAGAGAAGUAUUUCCUACUCUUGGCUGAGGUCAACUCACUGGUUAAUGCCGUGGUGUACUCAUGCCGUGAUGCCGAGAUGCGCCGCACCUUUCGCCACCUUCUCUGCUGUCUGUGCCUCCGCCAGUCCAAACACAUGUCUGACCCAUACGCUGCCUCUGCCCGGACAGGUACCAGCACUCGCAUCAUGCUGCCAGAAAACAGCUACCCUCUGAUGGACUCUACCCUCUAGCCACCCUGGACUUCAGGAGAGGGCAGCAAACACUAGGUUGUAACCCAGACCACUCACGGGUGCACCUGGCACCUGGCUCAACCUAAUCCCCGGGAUGAACUUAACAGCAAACCCUUGGCCUGGUGUGGCGCAGCACCGUUGCCUGCCUCCCCAGGGCCUGGCGGUUCGGAGUCACCUCCAAACACCUGGGUGUCAGUUGGGGCAUAGAAAUCUGACUGUGAUCAUCUCAGGUUAGGAGUUUUUUUUAACAGACAUUUUUUUUCUGUUUUUACCGCAUAUCCCUGUAAGCCCUGUGGACUUUUUCCUCAUCCAUUGUGGUGUAGGUAUUAAGGGUGGGAGAAAUGAGGGCACCUUCAGGAUGUGGGACUAGAUAAAAAGGAUGGAUGGUGGACACACUUUGUUGAGGCCGAUUCUUCAGGACCACAAACUAAUGGGUGCUUAGCAUAAGCUGGGAAAGGUUUGUGACCCUUUGCAGCCUUCAGGGGCUUGCCUUGUUCCCCCUUAAAGUUGAGGGGCCUGUGGGGAAGACAUGUUAUAACAAGUAAACCUUCUG